AUCUGUCAAGAUGACAUAGUUAAAUUAUGAGCAAGUUCUUGAUGGAAAUGAUUACAUAAUAAUCACACCCAAGGAGUGAGAUUUGGCGAACAAUUGCUAUUUUAUCAACAGUCGCGAUUCGACAGUUUAUGCGAUCGCUGCUCAGAUUAUAAAUUUAAAAGAUAAGCCGUAAUUUACAAGAAGCUUGACGAUGGGACCUAAUACGUUAGCUGUGAAUGCAACGUUCCUACUAUCAGGAAUGUUAGGCUUGCAAAUUGCGUUGCCGGAAGGAUUUAAUAGCAGUGAUGGAAAGUCGGUCGAGGCAUCCAUCCCGUUUUCUAUCGCUCCAGAAGUCAGUGUCGAAUAUUUGCAGAAUAACACGGAAAGAACUGGAAAAUCCAUGAUUGCGAAUACUGAUCAAAAUAAUUGUGGUUCGUCGACAUGCAAAAAUAACGAGAAAUGCGUAUCCUGGCAAAACCAAAAUGACACGCGUGGAGCCAACAUAGCGAACGAGUGUAUGUUGGAUGAUGGACGCUACUCCACCAAAGCUAAUCCAAACUCGAUGAAAUUGUGCGGACCUGGAGAAACACAUUCCUUGAUUAUCACAGAACCCAGGUUAUGUUUGAGUGAUAACCCACCUUGUGAUAUCGUCUGGAAAUAUAAAUGUGUGACAGAAGAAGAUUCUCCGCAUAGUUGCGAAAUGAAAAAAUGCCCAGAAGAUUUCCUCUGCUUCGAAAUACUUCACUGCGAACGGUAUCCACCUUGCAUAUUUCACACGGAAUGUCAUCACAUUUCUGAAGCCGAUGUUUCCAAAGGAUAAGAAUUUAUGAUACUAAUAAAAUUCCAUAUUUGA
Folsomia candida is the source of this 832-nucleotide messenger RNA. RefSeq lists its product as uncharacterized. The coding region runs from base 191 to 799 and encodes 202 amino acids. Lineage: Eukaryota; Metazoa; Arthropoda; Collembola; Entomobryomorpha; Isotomidae. The record is from RefSeq and is a predicted model, not a curated record. The transcript has 4 exons.